This is a messenger RNA of Cavia porcellus (domestic guinea pig), 4047 nucleotides long. Its product is annotated as tumor necrosis factor receptor superfamily member 26-like. Gene Ontology annotation, molecular function: tumor necrosis factor receptor activity; protein binding. The coding region runs from base 3084 to 3587 and encodes 167 amino acids. Gene Ontology annotation, biological process: negative regulation of apoptotic process; extrinsic apoptotic signaling pathway in absence of ligand; activation-induced cell death of T cells. Gene Ontology annotation, cellular component: external side of plasma membrane; membrane raft; CD95 death-inducing signaling complex. Lineage: Eukaryota; Metazoa; Chordata; Mammalia; Rodentia; Caviidae. The record is from RefSeq and is a predicted model, not a curated record. The transcript has 6 exons.
AAGGAUUAUUGCUUUAGUGCAAAGCAAGUCUGGACAUAAGGCAAUUUUGACCAUUUUUACAGUACAAUCGUAAUUGUGAAAUAGCAUCAUAAUCAGUAUUUCCCUUUACAUUAACACUGAUUUUAAAGAAGGAAGUGUUCCUUCAUAUUGAGAUGAAGAUAUUGACUAGAGCCACUAAUGAAUCUGUGGUGAAUAGUCCCUGAGCUCAAUUAUUUACCACAGUUUUAAUUUUUUAAGUAGUUUAAGAUCAAACAUCCAAUGUCCAGGCACAAGCUAAUUUUGAUUAUGAAGAUCAUGUCUAACUACCAUUGGGAAACACCAACAGCCUGUUGGUAUUUAGGCAGACAAGGUUUGGAAUGUUUUAAAUAGUCUGAAGACAUAAAUCAAGGAGUAUCAAAAGCCCCAGUUGGCUCUGGGUCUGAGAAAGGACACAGCGGGAAGCCUCUUAUUUAUUUCUUUUUUUACUUACUUAUCCUCUCUAUUCCAAUUCUAACACAGAAACUUUGAAGGCACUAGCCCUAACAAAACCUAUAACAGAUUUUACCAAAGUCCAAGCUGAAAAGGUCUCAGGAGAAACAGGUUCAGCUCUUCUUUAAAUAUUAUCACACCCUAUCACAAUUUUGAAUAUCUAAGGUUCUCCCCCACAGAAACCACAAAUUAUAUUUAACAAUCUUUAAAACAUUUUUGUCAAUUUACAGGUACUGGCUUAAAUUCUAAUGCUUCAAAAAUAUAAAUGCUAACUAUAUAUAUCUUUGUUCUUUUACUGACAAAUUCUGCCCCAUUAUCUAAGCUAACUGAGAGCUUUGCAUGGCACCACGUGCAUUACCUUCCACUUGCUAUUUGGACAUCUCCAACUUCAUCCUGUGGCAUCCUCUCACUGUCUCGCAUCUUGUUUUUUCCACUCAGGUGGAUCUUCCCUCUCAGGUCCCUGUUCAGGCAGGUGCCAAGCAUCAGGGACCUGGCUAAGAUCCUGAAUGAGCCUGCCUGAAUGAGUGGUACAACUAAGGAAUAAAAUAAGAAUCAGGGACAAAUUUAGUAAUGCAAGAUGGGGGUGGGUGUUGGAAGAUCAAUACCUUAGGACAGGCAAGGGCCCAGACACUCCAAACCAGAUAACAUUUAUUGGGUGUGUAUAAUGCAGUGGGUGUAUACAAUGAUAGAAGGAGCUAUCAGAAGAUUGCAGGUUGGAGGAAGAUUUCAGAUUAGCAGAAGGUUCAGAGGUUGAUGACACUGCAGGCAAUAAAUAAUCCUAUAAGCCUGGCAUGACUCAAGAGGGUAGAGACGAUCUUAUGCUAAGAAGGAUCUUGCUUUGGGGUGUUCUUUUUUCAUUUUAGAAGCCUUUGUUUAGUCUUAGUGGGUGGGAGAGGAUGCCCAUCUAAAUAGUUAAUGGGAAGUCUAAAAAGGAUAAGAGAAUAAUCCAAAGCCUCCUUUAAUCUUUUAGGGAAGUAUGCAAAAUCAGCCACUGUGAAUUUGUGAUCCCCAAUAACUGACCAUAUCUGCUGCAAUUUAGAGAUCGCCCCAUCUUGCUGAGUCUGACCGCUUCCAUCUGGAUUGCCUGUACUGCUUGCCAUAUAAACAUAGUCUAGUCUAAUGUAUUGUCUAACCCAGAUAAACUAGUCAAGGACAUGCUUAAUUUCAACCACCCCCUCAACCCCAGCUCCCUCCCUAUAUUCUCCCACCUUGUGAUGAACAAUCCCUCUGACCAACUGGACCAACAUAAACCUGCCAGACAACACAUGACUUGAUUCGUGUAGCCAAUUAUACAACAAGCUGCUUUCAGCUUAGUAGUUCCUGCUUGCAAAUCCUAUAUAAACUAAACCCAAAGCUGACAUGGGGCUGAUGAUUUAGACUUGGUCCCAAGCCUACUAGCAUAAUAAACAGUUGCCUUCCAUCUCCUGAAUGCAAAAGGCCUUCCAUUUGAUUUGAUAUCAGAUUCCAACAAUUCAUGCUGGGCAAGUGUUCUAUCACAGAACUCCAUUUGCUUCUGAAACUGGCUAUAUUUAAAAUGUAGUUUUGUAAAAAUGUUGGGGGGGGGACCUGUCUUAUUACUUUAAACACACUCACAAGGUUUUCACCAUCACCACUGUCUUCAGAGCAAUUUUCAUCUUUUCCAAGCUGAAACUCAAUCUCUACUGAAUAUGGAACCCUCAACCCCUUCCCAGACCCCUUACACCCCAUCCUAUUUUCUGUCUUCAUAGAUGGAAGCCCUCUAGGGACCUCACUGAAAUGGAUUCAUGCAGAAUUUGCCUUCUUGUGACUUAUUCCUCUCAGUACAUCCGUGCUGUGGCCAAGGGGCAGAAUUUCCUUCCUUCUUACGGCCUGAAUCCUCUUCUCCCCUGUAAGUGGCCCACAGUCCACCCAUUCCUCCAGCCAUGCACACUGAGGCGGUUUGUGCCUUAGACUUGGGAUUAACUGUGAAUUCACAUUGCUGUGAAUGUGAGAGAAGGAAACACUGCACCAGGCACCGAUUCCGGUUCUUUGGGGGAGCGAAAUGACUGACCAUAUGGCAAUUCUACGAGUAUUGGGGGGUUAUGGCGUCUUGCAUGCUACUAACAGCAGUGACAUAGCUAGAGUUCCUGCUGCUCAGGGAGGUCCUUCAAUUUGCAAUUUUCUGACCUAUCUGAAGAUAUCAAGCUAUUUAAAAAGAAAAUUAAAUGACACCUGGAGACAAUCUAACAGCACAAUGAACUGCAGGAUGUAACAUUCAUAUUUUGAUGUACUUGAAUCUUCACCUUCUUAAAAGUGGACUACAUUGUUACCAUACAAUUUUCCUUUUGGCCAAUAAUGACACCCAAAAAAACUGUGCUGCCAGGGUCGACUGUCCCCACCCCUACCCAGCUAAACCAGCCAGGGCCACUCAGUGACAUUCCACUAACAGUUUAGUAACAAUUUACCUCAUGCAAUUGUGAAAUCCCAAAGAGCUGGUGAGCAGCAGAGGAAAAAUGACACCACCAAAAUGUGUCACCCUGGUAAAGCCAGGGAUUUAUAAACAAGCUCACCUUUGGCUGCCUAGCGUUUACUGGGCCUUGAGACACCGCUUUUACUGACUCUGCUGUCCAGACACGUUUUGAUCGCGGGUCAAAAGGAUGGUCAUCACGGCGCAGCUGCUGCUGCUUCUCACUUUGCAGGUGACUGUGGUAAGCAGCGUGACUCCCUGUAAACCACAGAAGUGUUGCACUGAUGAUCUCUGCCACCCUUGCUGCCCAGCUGGCUGCUAUGUCAGCAAAACCUAUAUGGGAAACCAACACACUAUAGCAUGUGCACCAUGUGACCCUGGAACCUUCAUGAAAAUCCCCAACACUAUGCAGUCCUGCUUUUCCUGCUCCAAGUGCCGAAAUGAUCAGGAGGUGGUCUCCAAAUGCUCCUCAACUGCUGACCAGCAGUGUCAAUGCAAGACAGGAUACUACUGUGACACAGAAAACUGUGUGGAGCGCUGCUUCCGGUGUAGCAGCUGUCCCAAGGGGAAACCAGUUGUGCGGGAAUGCAACGCCACGGCCAACACAGUCUGUAGUGAGACUGAUCCAAAGAACAGAAACUGGCCAAUGAUGAUUGUAUGCAUUCUACCUCUCCUGGUUUCAUCUGUUUUCUAAGAAAACAUGGAUUCUGAGAGCAUGUUGUUCUUCUGUAAAGAACUGUGGUUAGCAGCCCCUUGACAGAAGCAAGUGACAGCCUGAUGGCCACCAAGUCCCAAAGCCCUGAUUCACAGAGGGGCCAGCCACUUCCUUCUGGGAAGCUACGCUCAGCUUCUGCUUCACACACAGCUUCAUGAAUCACCCUGUCCAUAAACAUUUGUAGAAGUACUGACCCUGCCAAACAGUCCAGCAUCAUAGGUGUCUGAAAUCCUGGUGGAAGCCCACAUGCCUAUAAAUCCAGCAGCACUUGGACAGCAUCAAAGUAUACUCCCAGCACACAAUGCACCUGGGCCCUCUUGAGCCAUGGCUGCAGUGGCCUGUGGAUGCCUUUCUGUUUUAUGAGAUUCCAGGCAAGCAAACUCCCCAUCCCUGAAAAGACUGCUCUGGAAUGUAUUUGAAAUAAAAUUGUAUUUCUAUA